Periconia digitata is the source of this 896-nucleotide messenger RNA. NCBI's taxonomy places the organism in Eukaryota, Fungi, Ascomycota, Dothideomycetes, Pleosporales, Periconiaceae. The record is from the annotation of a GenBank genome assembly.
UCCGUCACUCUCAUCAUGAAGUCCAUUCCAGGUGUCCAAUUCUAUCGACAUGCCGAAAGAUCAAUCAGGAAGCCGAAUACAUCUUGCGGUCGAAGCUCGAUUCCCUUGCUUCUCAGACUCCUUGCAUGAUCGUGUCAUUUCACCAAAAACACACUGAACCCUCCGUAUUUCUCGCCAAAACGCGUGCUCGUGAGUGCUUUGAAUACAGCCGUUGCGUCAUGAGUAGAUCGAUGUUCGUGCGGAAAUUGAUCGAGUGUAUCCUACAACCAGCGAGCGCUUCAAGAGACAGUUUCUUGUUUGAGGAUCUGUAUAAGGAAAAGUACCAUGAAAAAAUCAUAUUCGCCGAAUUUGAUCCGAUAUCACCAUACGCAUCCGUGAGCUUUAUUUGGCGUACCCGUUCUUAUAAGGAAUGGAAACGAUUAUAUCCUGACCAAAAAGACGUACGGCAGGAAGUUCAUGAUAAGAUCGCCCGAUUCAUCAAGUAUGGUCGCAAACACCAAGAUAAUGUGUUGAAACUCCCGCAAAAGGACUCUCGGACGACUACGAAACACUCUCGGAUGACUACGAAGCUCUCUCGGAUGACUACGAAGCACACCCCUAUCCGUAUCGCGUUCAACUUUCCCUCCGACUUCUGGGCUUUACCAACAUUUCGCCAUCAACUUUUGGACAUCAAAGACUGCACUAUACUGAUGGCUACAGGAGUAAAACGCGAUCUUGAUUUUCUUUAUGUCGGCCCGGAGGUUAGCACAGAGAUGUUCGAAGAAGGGGCAGACUGGGAAGUCACUAGAAACCUCAUCGACCAGAUGAUCAUGACCAGCGUUCGAUCCAAAAGAGUGAAAUUGUUGGAAAAAACGACGUGGUUCGCGGAAUGGGUGGAAGGAAUCAAACUGGCGUGA